AUGAUACCCGGCAGAGGUUACUAUUACGAUAUCUGUAGAAGGUAUCUCAUGAUAGUAGGCCAGUGGCCUUAUCAGAAGCCGAAAGAGAGGCUGAUUUUCUUGACAUUUAUAAUGAUACUUGCAAUCUCUUCAUUCAUUCCACUGACAGCAAAAUUCACCAUAUGCAAAAGCGCGCAGUGCAUCUACGAGGCUUUACCUCCAUACAUGCUGGGAGUGAUAAUUAUAUUGAAAAUUUUCACGUAUCAGUUUAACAGCCGGAAUAUUAAAGAUCUCACAGAUCGCUUAUUCGUAGACUGGGAUAUGCUCCAGACUAAGGAAGAACACGACAUUAUGAGAAAGUAUGCCGAAAGAGGCAGAUGGUACUCGCUGAUAUAUGGCUGUAAGUAAUUCGCAAUUAAGAUCAAGGCUUGAUCUUAAUUGAGAAAUUUAUUUCCUUGUAUACCUAAAAAAAUUUAAAUUGAGAUUAUACGUUUUCUUUGCAUUUGGAUGUGUUGUUUGAAUUAAAUAAAAAUGGAAAUAAAAGUAUUUCAAAAACUAAAUAUAAAAAGAUAUUAAUAAAAUUUAACAACUUUAUUGUAUAAGAGAUGUAUAAAAAAGGCUUCUCUUCUAGAAAAAGUCAUCAGUCAGCUAGCUAAAAAUAUUUAAACGUACAA
Molecule: messenger RNA, 653 nt
Organism: Wasmannia auropunctata (little fire ant)
Lineage: Eukaryota; Metazoa; Arthropoda; Insecta; Hymenoptera; Formicidae
Exons: 3
Coding region: 1-387 (128 amino acids)
Source: RefSeq, a predicted model, not a curated record